UAGAGUCUGUGUGGGUCAGAGAGACUGGCACAGCACCACAUGAUUAAUCUCCUCCCUAAUGGAGCAUAUUUGCAUUACAAAGAGGAAAAGGCAAUUUUGAUUUUCUGUCGUGAUUUGUGUUUUCAACAGAGGAAAAAAAGGAAAAACUUUACAGACCAUGAACUAUGUGGGUCAGUUGGCGGGACAGGUUUUUGUGCAGGUCAAGGAGCUUUACAGGGGCCUCAACCCUGCAACGCUGUCUGGAUGCAUAGAUGUCAUCGUGGUCCGGCAGCCCGAUGGCUCCCUGAAGUGCUCCCCCUUCCACGUCCGCUUCGGCAAGAUGGGCGUACUGCGGUCCCGUGAGAAAGUGGUGGACAUAGAGAUCAAUGGAGAGCCAGUGAGCUUGCACAUGAAACUGGGAGAGAAUGGGGAGGCCUUCUUUGUCAAAGAGACGGAGAACACACUGGAAGUGGUUCCAUCCUACCUGGCGACAUCACCCAUCAUGUCCAUGGGGAAGGAGUUAAUGGAGUCCCAGCUGGGCAGGGGCAGUUCUCGUCAUCAUGACACCAUCCCCUGUGCCUCACUUCCUGUUGGGCUGCAGCAAAGUGAUGUAGGGGUAACCAAGAAGAGGAGGAAAAGGAGAAGGAAGGCACGGCCAGAGGGAGGAGGAGGAGGAGGGAGGAGAGAGGAAAGCGGGGAGGAGUUUUCAGAGGAUGAGGACAUGUUUACCAUCGACUUGAGUUCGGAUGAGGAGAAAGAGGGGGACGUUGGCAGUAUCAGACCUGCGUACAGUGAUCAGGGGUCUACAGCCAACACACACCCCAGCACUGAUUGGACCCGUUCACAGAGUAAUGUGAUUAAGGAGACUCUCUCCAUCCUCCCGUCCUGUGGUCUGUCCAUCUCUUGUCCUCAGCAGACCUCUCACUUCUCUUCCCAUGUUAGCAGCCCUGAUGAUUCACGGUCAUCGACACCGAAGAGUGACUCUGAGCUAGCCAAUCAGAGUAAAAACAACCCUGAGAUGCUGUGGACAUGGGGGGAGCUUCCACAGGCUGCCCAGCCAUCUUUCCUGACCUCCCACCAGAAGCAGGACCCUGCCACAGCAGUCUCCAUCCCAGUGUCAUCCAGCACUCACUUCAGAGCCAUCAAUGACGCUGGACCCCCCUCCCUCACUCUCUACAUAUCCCAGCCAGAAGAGACUGCUGCUCACAGCGAGGGCAAGGAUGCUGAAGAGAGCCAGAAUGGAGCCAGGGUUGAACUAACUACUAAGACUACGGACAGGGCUGGAGGAGAGCAAUUCAGAGAGGUAGAAAGUGUUGGGGCGUCAUGUGCAGAGAUGGAGGGUUUAACAGCCUGCUCAGUGACACCCAGGAUUAUCACUGAUCAUUUGGAUGAAGGUGGGAGUAGAGGAAGUCCCAUCAGAAGAACUGAUUCACCAUCUAAGAAGAAAGAAAAGAGAAGCCAACACCUGGGUGCUGAUGGUAUAUACCUGGAUGAUAUUACAGAGCUGGAGCCUGAAGUAGCUGCUCUCUACUUCCCUAAAAGUGAUGGAGGCAGUAGCUCAAUGAAGGGGGACUCAGAGAUGAUGAUGAUGGGUGUGCGGAGCGCCAAUCAGUCCCCACAGUCAGUGAGCAGCAGUGGGAUGGACAGUGGUGUGGACAGUUUGUCUGACCAAAUGGGGGACCUGCCUCAUGUUGCCAUCUCUUUGUGCGGAGGACUCACUGACAACACGGAGAUCACAAGAGAGCAGUUCCAGGAGAGGGCAGUUUCCUUCCAGCAGUUCUCUGAAAACCCUUCUCUCAUUGAUGAUCCAAACCUGGUGGUCAAGAUAGGAAACAAGUACUACAACUGGAGCACAGCAGCUCCUGUCAUGUUGGCCAUGCAGGUGUACCAGAAACCUUUGCCGCAGGCCUCAGUGGAGAACAUCAUGAAGGAGAAGAUGCCAAAAAAAGGAGGGCGCUGGUGGUUCUCAUGGAGAAGCAGGAACAGCGACUCCAAAUCAGAAUCAGUGACAGAGGCAGAAGACCAGGGUGAGACCUCACUUACCAUGGACCCAGUGAGCAGGAUGAAGGAUGAGUCAUCUUCUAGUGAUGAGGACCACAGAUCACCCAAUCAGGUGUCUGGAUCCUGCCAGUCAGAGGCGUUCAUGAGUUCUGCCAGCGUUUAUUAUAAGAAGACUCUUCGCCUCACAUCAGAGCAACUGGCUAGCCUGCAACUGAAGGAGGGUCCUAACGAUGUGGUGUUCAGCGUAACAACACAGUAUCAAGGUACCUGUCGCUGCCAUGGCACAAUCUACCUUUGGAGCUGGGAUGACAAGAUAGUUAUCUCAGAUAUAGAUGGAACCAUCACCAGGUCAGACACCCUGGGUCACAUCCUCCCUACACUGGGGAAAGACUGGACCCACCAGGGUAUUGCACGACUCUACCACAAAGUCAACCAGAAUGGAUAUAAAUUCAUGUACUGCUCUGCAAGGGCCAUUGGCAUGGCUGAUAUGACACGAGGCUACCUGCACUGGGUCAACGAGAGAGGAACCAUGCUGCCAGUGGGUCCGGUGCUGCUCAGCCCCAGCAGUCUUUUUUCUGCCUUGCACAGGGAGGUGAUAGAGAAGAAACCAGAGAGGUUUAAGAUUGAGUGUCUUUCAGACAUCAAACACCUUUUCUAUCCAAACACUGAGCCUUUCUACGCUGCUUUUGGCAACAGAGCUACGGAUGUGUAUUCCUACAAGGAGGUGGGUGUUCCUCUGAACAGGAUUUUCACUGUCAAUCCAAAGGGGGAGCUGGUACAGGAACAUGCCAAAACCAACAUUUCCUCCUUUGGGCGUCUGUGUGAGGUAGUAGACCAUGUCUUCCCAGUCCUACUCCGAGAUGAUGGAGCAGACUUCCCCCGUACUGACACCUUUAACCAGUGCAACUACUGGAGCAAACAACUUCCUGAUGGCACCAGCCAGGAAGAAGAAGACCUACAGCACCUUGAGACAAGCUGAGAAAACCCCACUAAAUCCAGCUGGUCUCCACACCGCGGUCAGACACCACAUUGUGGUCAGUGGUUUUGUGAUUCAUUGUGAUCCCUGCAGCCCAGAUUAGGAGUGAAGAUGUUGCAUUUUAUCAACUGAGCUCAUCCAGGAAAUCUGUGGGGAAACAGCUAAAACACUAGACAUGAUACAUGCUCCGCAUGUCCUUUAAAGCUCAGAGACUUAAGAUAAAUAUCUAUGACUACUGAUCCAAAGUGGAUGAAUGUAUUUUCAGUUAUCCCACACACCCAAAUCACUGUGCCAUUAUUGAACAGCAAGAACACACUAUAAUUCUCCAAGGUAGGAAACCAUAUUUAUUCUACUGGGGUGUUUAAGAGGAUAAAAAACAAACUUGGUGAGUGAGAUUGUACUGCCUAAAGAGGGGCCAACACAGAAUCAAAGACUUGUAAAUCACACAUUUACAAGUGUACUCACUCACACACACACAAGUAAAAUUUGCAAUGUUAUUUUUCUUAUACAAUGCAUAGCCCUGCAGAACAUAAUGUGAAUUAAAUGUCCCUCAUUGUAUGUGAUUUAGCUGACGGCAGGUAACUAUUUGCUCCUUCCCACACUACUUUACAUUUAAAUUGGUGGUUGGAAAAGCUGCCACACAGAGAACAUACUGUUUUUUGGGGGGGAUGAAUGUACCAAUAUGGCUUACAUAGGCUGGUAUCAAUGCGACUUAUAUAUCCCUACUAGUAUCACCAGAUAAAUAGUUUCACAUUGAAUUCUGCCCUGAAAUAUGCAGCUAUCUUAAAAUACUAUCCUCAGUUGCCCUGGUCAUUGGGAAAAGUUGACUGAAAUGUAAGGGCCCAUCUAUGUAAAUUAUAUAAGAAACAACUUUUGAUCCUACUGCUCCACACAUGCAGCUCUGCCAGGUUGCCUAAAGAACUGGCCUCUACAAUUGACCAUGAAAAUAUAAAUUACAUAUACAGUUCAGCCUUCAAAGCUAGCUUUUUUACCCUUCAUAUGCAACAUAUUCAUUGCAAGCAGAGAAUCGGAAAUCUUGGUUUAGCCUUUACUAGGUAGUGACAAAGCCUAUAGUAGGUAAGGAGGGUUGUAAUAAUAUUUUCUGACCUCAAGUACACUUUACACCACAUUACAAUACAGUAAAACUGUCCAGAAAAUGCAAAAACAACACUGAUAGUGAAUCCAGGCAUCUUCUGUGUCAAACUACUUUGCAGGUCCUAAAGCUAAAUGUGUGUGGUCAUUUGACUGUGCUACUGUGAAAGAUGUGGCUCUGGCACAUCUUCUAAUUAGUGUUCAGUGACCAUAAUCAAGAAAAAUGCAGCACAAUGCAAUUAACUUCUUUCCUCUGUCUGUUUUUAUAUGUGCAAAUACAUUAAUUCCAAUGAUAUGCUAGAAUGUAGUGUAAAUUACUCACAGUGUAUGUUACUCUAAUGCUCAUCAAUGCAAUUUUAAGUUUGAACAGGGCUAUGAUCAUAUAUUUUCAAUUGUGUAAUGUUGUUACUGCAAAUACUUUUCUAUACAGCACUACUCUAUGAUAUGUUAAGAUGCUGUAAGGUUUUCUCUUCACAAACACAUCUACUUUUUUGUUCUUUGUAUGUAUUAUUUUCAUUGGUUAUCAAAUGUACAUCUUUCAUUGAUCAAAUAACUUCUACUGCACUGCAUUUAUGGGCAAUGGAAGCCUGUCUGUUUAUUUGUAUCUCAUGUAUAACAUUUAAAAACGGGGAAGACCACUGUAAAUACUGAAUAUCGUCAUUAUUUUUUGUGAUCAUUAUGAAAUGAACCUUUUAAAAGAAAACUCAUCUGUAAAUGUUUUGAGAGCUAACUCAUUGUCUAAAAUACUUCUUUUGUGGUGCUCAUUCAAAUGCACUUGCAAAAAAAAGGUGGCAGUUUCACAUGUGACCACUAAAGCAAUAGAUGGACAUAUAGUAUUUUAUUUAUGCAAUGUCAUCUAUCAAUCUGAAGUACUUUUGUUUCUUUUGGUGUCUUUGGUUUAUCAUAGGCAACAAGACAGCUAGUAGCAGUACUGUAAUGAGUUCAAAUUACAGUAAUUUUGAAAAUAGUGGUACCUUUGUUUCAGAAUAAACUAGAGCAUCGUCAAGCUACAAAAAACCAUCCACUGUUCAUGUUAAACCAAAUCAGUAUAGCUGAAAGCAGCUUAGACAUUUCAUUGUAUUUUGGUUAGAACUGAAUAAUGAUAUUUGUACGCUGAUAUUAAUGUGUCCUAUAUUUGGGAAAAAAGUGAAAUCAAUAUCUCAGAAUAUUGUUAACAAGCCCUCUGACUGAUUGUGACUGAGUUUUUCAUACUGUCAUAUACUGUAUGUAUAUAGGAUAGCACUGUCUGAUGCUGUACUGUGAUUGACUUCGCCUAAAGGAGAACUAAUCAGGAAUUAACAUCUUAUUUAAUCUGUAACUGUUGAUGUUCAUAUGCGUUUCGGGGAUUCAGUGUAAUUUGUUGGAGAGGAAAAGAGUGGGAAGCAUGCUGUUGCUGUUGUAAUGUUAAAAUGCAUAUUUACAGUCUGUUGAUGUAAUGAUCACUGUCUUGUCACCUCAUAUUUGUAGGAAAGUACAUUGCUAUAGAAAAAAGAAGAUUUAUGGCUCCUGUAUCUCAUAAUUGUGAGAAAAAGGUCCCAUGAUAAUGGGAUAAAACUGUUAUAAUGACAGUUUGAGGCUUUGACAUCAGAUGUCACUUAUUGGUGGUCAUUAUGGUUUAAAUAUUUACUAAUUAUAAGAUCUUAUUUAUGAUAUAUGGAAGUCAAACACGAGAUAAUACAGCAAUGCACUUCUCAAAUGUUUUGAUUAAAUCAUCUUUUUGAUGAUUAUCACUUAAUUCUUUCUGUGAAAGAUGUAUUAAAAGUCUUGACUAGUUAUUCAGUCUGUCUGUUUGUUGACGUGGAUGUUGAUCCAAGUUUGCAGUCCACAUGUAAAAUGUUUUGAGCACUAAGCAGCAGCCUAACCAACAGUGUGCAGUGCAAGCCAUUAUUAACAAUGUAGUUUGAAUUAAGCUGUACAAUGAACACAUUUGUCAAUAAACCCAAAUGUAAUU
Molecule: messenger RNA, 5999 nt
Organism: Scomber scombrus (Atlantic mackerel)
Lineage: Eukaryota; Metazoa; Chordata; Actinopteri; Scombriformes; Scombridae
Gene: lpin1a
Product: lipin 1a
Exons: 23
Coding region: 158-2959 (933 amino acids)
Biological process (GO): cellular response to insulin stimulus; fatty acid catabolic process; positive regulation of transcription by RNA polymerase II
Cellular component (GO): nucleus; mitochondrial outer membrane
Molecular function (GO): phosphatidate phosphatase activity; transcription coactivator activity
Source: RefSeq, a predicted model, not a curated record